AUGUCCGAUAUUCAGAACCGAUCCUCCGCCUCGCGGGGUAGAGUAUCCGCCCGUGGUGGCCGUGGCGGUUUCAGCUCCAGAGGUGGUCGUGGUGGAAACAGAUCUGCAAAUGACAACUCAGACAUCUCAUCCUUUGAGGAGGGUGAAAUUGGACAGAUGAAGAAGAAGUACUCCGACACUCUCCCAACCCUUAAGGAAAUGUUCCCAGACUGGAAGGACGAAGAUCUGGUGUUCGCACUGGAAGACUCGAACGGCGAGCUCUUGGAGGCAAUUGAGCGCAUCAGUGAAGGUAAUGUAUCUCAGUGGGGUGAGGUCAAGAAGAAGACCACAGACCGGACUCGCCCUAAGCCCAAGGAGGCCCCGAGUGCCUCGACCGAGACAACCGCAGCUUCCGCUCGUGGAACCCGUGGUCGCGGUGGAAUAGAGGGUCGUGGACGUGUUCGCGCAGACCGGGGCCGUGGUGGCCGCGGAGGUCGUGCAGGAGCCACUACAAAUGGAACUCGCGUAGUUUCCACUGCUGUAGAGACUCCAGCGCCUACUGCUAUUCCUACUGUCACAUCGGAGUGGGCUGCGCCCAAGGCAGAGGAGACCGUUGCAGAGCCUUCAGCCGAGGGCGAAUCAGAGUCGACCGAGGCUAAGAGCAGUGUGAUUCCUGAGGGCACAAAGAAGGGGUGGGCGAGUCUUUUCGCCAAACCACCCGCUCCUCCGGUGCAAAAGAAGCCUCAACCCGCUCCUCCUGUUCCCGCUGUCGAGAAGCCCGCUGAACCUAAGACACCCAUCGCCAAGCCUACCCACCCCGUGAUCCCUGCCAUUCCGACCGCCACCGCUGUUAACCCUCCCAAGGGCGAUUUGACCGAGACGAACCUCGAACAAAUUCCCGAUGUAUCCGCUCCCGCUCCCACCGCCACCGCCGCAAGCACCAUUGGAAGUGGUGUCGACCCCGCGGCCGCAGCUGCUGCUGCUACUACUCCCUCCCGCUUCCCUUCGUCUGCCUACCCUCCCAGCGCUACCAAGCAGGGCCGUACCCCAGGUCUUCAACGCCGUGUUAUGGAACAGCAGCAGGCCGUGGUCAUGCCCGGCAACCACGCAGUGGACCGUGCUGCGGUUCAAUUCGGCAGCAUGGGACUGAACGGUGAUGCUAUUGAUAUUGAUGAGAACCGCGAGGAGGCCGAGACCCGCGCUCAGCCCCCGCAGCACUCCCCUGUUGCUCCCCGUGCCUCUCUUCCACCCGCGACCCAGACACCCCACUCGAUGGAGACUGGUGCCGCUGGACGUCCUGCUCCUGGUUUGCCUCCGGUCCCCCAGGGCGCUUCUGCCGAGUCAUUCACCGACUUCGCUCGUUACUCUGAGCCCCAGCAGAAGCCAUUCGAUCCGUUCACACAGCCGGUGAGCCAGCCGCAGCCGCAGAUCCCUGAGCCGUUUGCCAACCAGGCUCCUGCUCAGCCCACUGCCACCACCGGCAGCGAGUACUCUCCUUUCUACGCUGGCGAGCAGCAGCGUUUCCCCUACUACGGCUCCUACGGCUCUUACGGCCAGUCCCAGGAUACCCCCGCUGGUCCUCGCGCUGCAGCUGGGUUUGGUGUCUCUGGUGCCGAGGCCCAGGCUCAGAUUCCCACCACGCAGCCUCCCAACCGCUACGGCCCUAUUGACGCCACUAACAGCGGACACAACACUCCCAACCCGACCGUCCCCGGCGCCACUCAGCAGACCCCCGCUGCUCAGCAUAUGCCUGGCCAAACUGCGCAGCAGCACGCAUAUGGCUACCAAUACCCUAACUACUACAACAACCCCCACUACGCUUCCUACAUGAACCAGAUGGGCCAGCAGCAGCAACAGCAGCAGCCGCAGUACGGUGGCGGUAACCGCCCGAGGUACGAUGAUGCUCGCCGGUAUGAGGAUCACUACAUGCAGCAGCAGCAGCACAACCAGCAAUACGGCUAUGGUAGCCAGUAUGGUCCCUACGCCGGUAAGGGUGGCAUGUACGGCCAGCCCCACGGUGCUUUCUCCUAUGACCAGCAAUCAUCUUCCCCCGCAAACACCGGUAGCUUCAGCCAGGCCAUGCCCAGCCGCGACUCUGUCUACGGCCGCACUGGAUCUGCCCAGCAGUCCGACAACCAGUCUGCCACUGGUGCCAAUGCAUUUGGUACCGGAAUGUCCGAUGUUUUCAGCCGUUCCCAAGGCAGCUUUGGCCAAAACCCUCCCAUCGCUGGACAGCCCCCCGUUGCCGCUGAUGAGACCAAGGGCUUUGAAGCCCCUAAGGCGGGCGGUCCUAGCCCCUCCCUCGCCCAGAACCGCCCGGGAUCCGCUACCAACAGCGCCCCCGGUCAGCCCCAGGCACAGACUGGUCUCCCCCACUUCAGGUACGGUGGACUCGGAGGACUCGGUCACCAGGGCGCGGCCACCCAGGCUCACCAAGCCUCUGCCUAUGGUAACAACUACGGUGGAAGCUUCGGUACCUACUAUGCAAACACUAACCGUGGCGGCUGGGGUGGCAACUACGGCCACUAA
Penicillium crustosum is the source of this 2508-nucleotide messenger RNA. Its product is annotated as putative RNAPII degradation factor Def1. The transcript has 4 exons. Gene Ontology annotation, molecular function: ubiquitin binding. Gene Ontology annotation, cellular component: cytoplasm; nucleus. Bases 1 to 2508 code for a protein of 835 amino acids. Lineage: Eukaryota; Fungi; Ascomycota; Eurotiomycetes; Eurotiales; Aspergillaceae. The record is from RefSeq and is a predicted model, not a curated record.